Molecule: messenger RNA, 459 nt
Organism: Dentiscutata erythropus
Lineage: Eukaryota; Fungi; Glomeromycota; Glomeromycetes; Diversisporales; Gigasporaceae
Source: the annotation of a GenBank genome assembly
AUGGAAGAAAAGGCUCUUUAUAGCCAAACUAGUAUAUUCUUAGCCAUCGAAAUGCUUUCUAUCAUAUCCAAGAUUCGCAAUAAUGAGUUUAUAAUUGAAAAUCUAGAACAAUAUAUCAAUGUUACUCAUGUUACUGUUAUUGCUGCUGGAGAUCUUAAUCGAGAAUUUGAACCUGGGGAAAUUUCUAUUAGUAUUCCACAUUGUAUGUUUUUCAUAACAGUAAAGUGUGAAGCAAGGAAUAUGAGAGAUAUGACUCACUUUGGAGCAGAUUGUUACCAAUAUAACUCAAUUACUAAAGAAUCAGAUUUUAAAGAACAAAAAAGAAAAGGAAAUAUGAAUGAAAAAACAGCAUAUGAUACUAAAUAUAUUCAAAAUAAAAAAGCAAAAAAAACUUUUAUAGAAAAUGAGAGCAGUGUUGAAGAUGAAGAAAAAGAACCUAGUGACAAAGAUAAAAUUUAG